This is a messenger RNA of Myotis lucifugus (little brown bat), 1059 nucleotides long. RefSeq names its product FLYWCH family member 2-like. Bases 438 to 866 code for a protein of 142 amino acids. The record is from RefSeq and is a predicted model, not a curated record. The transcript is spliced from 3 exons. NCBI's taxonomy places the organism in Eukaryota, Metazoa, Chordata, Mammalia, Chiroptera, Vespertilionidae.
AGGGUGCAAGUAGGCAUGUGUGGGCUUUGCUGCAGCCUGGUCCUGGGCAGGGCAGGCAAGAGUCUCCCCAGGCUGCAGCAUUAGUUCUGGGCUAACACGGUAAACUGGGAAGACCUGCCAUCUGCUCACCACCUACUUGCCCCCAAAACAAAAAAGGCCACCCCAUGCUUAUGCCCAGGGCCAUGGUCUUCAGACCAGCCUGGUCCCCGUAAUCUGUCCUUUAUGCUUCUCCAGGCCAGAAGCCAGGGAGCCCUCAGUGACCACAGAUUCUCUGGACAGCUUCACAGCCCUAUCCCCACCCAGCCGAGGCAGUGGAGCACCAGAUCAAGCACAAGGACAGAGCCCCUGGACUGCCAGGUUCCUUGCCAGGAAUCAGGAGGAGAAAUCCGUCUCCUGGAGCUUGAGUGUGGCCUGGGGGACAGGCCGUUGGUCCCACAAUGCCCCUGCCUGAGCCCAGCGAACAGGAGGGCGAGAGUGUGAAGGCCGGCCAGGAGCCGUCCCCACAGUCCCCCGAGCCGGGCACAGAUGUCGUCCCUUCAGCUCCCAGGAAGCCCAAGCCCAGGAAGUUCUCCAAACUGGUGCUGCUGACAGCGUCCAAGGACAGUGACAAAGUGGCUGCAGCCAAGCGCAGAGGCGUGCACUGCAUCAUGUCCCUGGGGGUGCCCGCCCCCACCACCCUGGCCAAGGCCCUCCUCAAGAUCCAUCCCGAGGCCCAGCGUGCCAUUGAGGCAGCCCCCCCGGAGCCUGAGCAGAAACGCAGGAAGCUGGACACAGGAAAAGAAGACGGAAGGCUGGCAGAGGGGCCAGCUCCCAGUCCCACGGAGGGCGGGGAGGAGUCCUCUGUGGGGCCCGGCGAGGCUCCGUAACCCUGACGACUGCAGGCACGGCGUCCUUGAUGGCUCCGUGAACUUGGCUGUGACUUCUUCUGCCUGGGGCCCAGUCCCCAGUGAUUUUCACUCACAACAUUGUGUAAUGUUUUUCAGCUCAAGCUCAAGUUACUUUUGUAAGCAGAACAAAAGAUUAAAAUAAAAUAAAAUAAAUGCUAGAUCCUAUCAUGAA